AUGAGUCAGGAUGAGGGUGAACAAAAGGCUUUAACGGCUUCAUUACUGUCGUUCUAUAAUUUCUAUAAGUCGCAGUUUGAGAAUAUCAUCAAACCCAGAUUGAUCAAGUAUGGGGCGAUGACUGAAGAAGAAAAAGGUUUACUUCCUUGGUAUCAAGAAUAUACAGAUCAAUUAAAACAAUGUAUUGGAAUAAAUCGUGAAUUCACUGAAAGUUUAGCGACAACAAUUGCUCAAGAGUGGGGAGUUAUGGGGAGCCAUUUAGAUUGGAGCCCAGCCACUUCUUCCGAAUUCGAUAUCACUUCAACGACAUUGCUUCAAUUGACAAGAGAGUGGAGUGAUGAGGGUCAAGGAGAAAGGGAAAUCUCAUUUUCUUUGAUUCUUUCUGAAUUGGAAGAUAUGUACCCUGAUAAGUUGGAGCGACAGAAAGUGAAAAUUUUGAACCCCGGUUGUGGAUUGGGUAGAUUGGUUUUAGAAUUGGUGAUGAGAGGGUUCUGGACACAAGGAAAUGAAAUCAGUUAUCAUAUGUUAUUGACAUCAAGUUUUAUUUUGAAUAGCUGUCAGUUUCCUCAUAGCCACACUAUAUUCCCGUUCUUGGCGAAAUCUUCACACUUGGUUAAGCGGGCUUACCAAACACGAGGAGUCACCAUCCCAGAUGUUGCACCCUUUGCGAUUUUGAAUGAACUUAGCCACGAGUUCCCAAAUAUACCGUACGGAGACUUGAUGUCAAUCACUGCGGGCUCUUUUCUUGAACUUUACGGAGCUGAACGCCCAGAAACCAAUCUUUCAGACCCAGCUGCCAAUGAAGUACGAAGGUCCAGUCAAGGUGCCUUUGAUGUUGUGGUUACUAAUUUUUUCCUUGACACUGCAAGUAAUAUAAUUGACUAUAUAAGGGCCAUCCAUAAUGUGUUGAAACAGGGAGGCAAAUGGAUAAAUUUUGGUCCGUUACUAUGGCACUUUGAAAGUGACUACAAUGUCACAUACGUAAAAAGGGGGGACAAUUCGUCGGUACCAGAUAUUAAAAAAGGUUUGGAAUUGUCAAGGGAAGACCUUGUGCAACUUAUAGAAAAUUUGGGUUUUGCUUUCCGCAAACAUCAAUCUGGCAUAGAGAGCAGUUAUUGUAAAGAUAUUAAGCUGUUGGGUUCAUUUGUGUUCAAAUGUGAAUUUUGGGUCUGUGAAAAACUAUAG
Molecule: messenger RNA, 1185 nt
Organism: Candida tropicalis MYA-3404
Lineage: Eukaryota; Fungi; Ascomycota; Pichiomycetes; Serinales; Debaryomycetaceae
Product: S-adenosylmethionine-dependent methyltransferase
Exons: 1
Coding region: 1-1185 (394 amino acids)
Molecular function (GO): S-adenosylmethionine-dependent methyltransferase activity
Source: RefSeq, a predicted model, not a curated record